CUAAUAAAUAAUUACGUUCAGAUCCACUAAUCGCGACGAAAUUACUUCUACCCCCUUGCUUCCUCUACUUGCCCAAAUUUAGCGAAAUUUCUUCCCUAAUUUUUCUCAUGCUCGAAGAGAAAUGGACGUAACGCAAGUUUCCCUCAUCCACCACAUCGCCUUAGUCCUCUUACUGCUUUGGGUCUUCACCUCUCUUGGCUGGGCUCAUCCUGUUGUCUUCUUCAUCUCUCUGCUCUAUCUCUACGCGGUAAAUGAACAGUAUUUAGUAAGAUUGCGGAGGAAGUUGCAAUAUGAAGAAAGAAAAUCAGCCAACCAAAGAAGGCUUCUUUCUGAUUCAGAAUCAGUGAGGUGGUUAAAUCACGCAGUUGAAAAAGUUUGGCCGAUUUGUAUGGAAUAUAUAGCAUCACAAAUAUUUCUCCAGCCUGUCAUACCGUGGUUCUUGGAAAAGUACAAGCCUUGGACUGCUAAAGAAGCAGUGGUUCAGCAUCUUUAUUUGGGUAGACGGCCACCCAUGCUCACUGAUAUAAGGGUUCUGGGUGAAUCAGUUGAUGAUGACCACUUGGUUCUGGAAUUGGGAAUGAAUUUUCUUUCUGCAGAUGAUAUGAGUAUAAUACUUGCGGUGCAGCCAAGAAUGGGGUUUGGCAUGUGGGCUAACAUGCAUAUUACUGGCAUGCAUGUGGAAGGGAAGGUUUUGGUUGGCGUUAAAUUUAUACGGGAGUGGCCAUUUCUUGGACGUAUGCGCAUAUGCUUUGUUGAACCACCAUACUUUCAGAUGACAGUAAAACCAAUCUUCAAUCAUGGAGUUGAUGUAACUGAACUUCCUGGAAUUGCAGGAUGGCUGGACAAUAUGCUAGCUGUUGCAUUUGAGCAGACAUUGGUUGAGCCUAAUAUGUUGGUUGUUGAUGUGGAAAAAUUUGCUACUUCACCAAAAGAGAAAUGGUACACCAUGGAUGAGAAAGCUCCUAUAGCACAUGCCAAAGUGGAGAUUAUUGAGGCAGCUGAUCUGAAACCAUCAGAUAUGAAUGGUCUCGCUGACCCGUAUGUGAAAGCCCAUCUUGGUCCUUAUAGGUUUCGCACAAAGGUUCAAAAGAAGACACUGUUCCCAAAGUGGCUUGAAGAAUUUAAGGUCCCUAUCACUUCCUGGGAAACACCUAACUUGCUUGUUCUUGAGCUGCGUGAUAAGGACCACAUCUUUGAUGACGUGAUGGGAGAUUGUGCAAUAAACAUCACUGAAUUGAGGGGUGGACAAAGGCACGAUAAGUGGUUGCCAUUGCAGAACAUUAAGAUGGGAAGGAUGCACUUAGCAAUUACAGUACUUGAAGGUGAUGAUGACAAGGGGAAGGAGCAGAAGAAUGAGCAGAUGGGCGAGUAUCAGAAUGCUGACGACGACAAUGCAACUAAAACGAUCGAUGCAGAUUCACCGAAAUCAAAUUUCAUGGCUCAAAACCAAGAUACCGAAAAAGUGUCUAAUAAAGGAAGUCGUCACAUGGUUGAUGAGUUUGAGGCGAUAAACAUCGAAGGGCAAGAAAAGACAGGAAUUUGGGUUCAUCAUCCCGGGAGUGAUGUAUCUCAAUCAUGGGAGCCUAGAAAAGGACGAGCUCGCCGGCCUGAAACCAGACUUCACUGUGAGACUAGCGAGGGCUUUGACAGUCCAAGAUCAGCAGAAUCUGGGUCUCAUCUCAGUGAUAAUACGAAGAUCAAUGAGGACAGCGGGAAGAGAAGUCACCGACUUAGUUCUUUCAGGAGAGGAAUACAAAAGAUUGGUUCAAUUUUUCAUUCGAAGGACGAUGAGCUUGUUCCUAGUCCACAAGGUAAUCUCCCUACUCCACAUGCCAAUCUUCGGUCAGUUGAUGAGAAGGGAACAUCUGUUAGGGUUAUAUAUGAUGACGGCUUCAGUGUAAAUAAUGAUAUCUGCAGCCCUGAGAAGAGCGAAGGUGAAAACACAAAGAGAGGCAAGGUGAAGGGGAUUGCCAAGAACAUUAUAAAACAGGCUGGUAAGCCAGCGCAUGCUUUGAAAAAUGUGCUGAGCAGGAAAGGUUCAUUCAGUAUGAAUGAGGACCAGGAAUCGGAAAUGGAUGAGAAAUUGUCUCAAGGAUCAGAAUCUAUUGCAGUUGAAGGGAAUGCAAUGGAAUCUAUUGAAGUUAAACAGGAAGGUUCUCAGCCUAGUCCUGGUAUUGAAAAAGAUGUCGAGAAUUCUGCAGAGGUUGAAGAAAAUGGUAAAGUGGGAAAAUCAGCGACUAGUUAAGAAGAUUGUGCAGAUAGAAAUACCAUAGAGAGGUUUGAGGCUUGAAAAUUUAGAGAUGAGCUUAUGAUUUUCUAACUGAUGCUCUUGACACUGUUUCUGUAUUUUAAGAUCAGUUUCCCUCAGAACUCGGUAAUUCUUUUCUGUAGGUUGCUGUAAUUAGUAUGCUGGAAUAAGAGUGCUUAAUGUUGAUAAUUGGCUGUACCCAGUUCUGAUUUUUUUUUAAAGUCUCUGUUCCCUUACUCUUCUUUGCUUUUAGAAUUCUGUUAGAAAUUUUUGUACUCUUAAAUUGGAAAAACUUGUUCAUCA
Asparagus officinalis (garden asparagus) is the source of this 2551-nucleotide messenger RNA. RefSeq names its product C2 domain-containing protein At1g53590-like. Gene Ontology annotation, molecular function: lipid binding. The record is from RefSeq and is a predicted model, not a curated record. The transcript has 12 exons. Lineage: Eukaryota; Viridiplantae; Streptophyta; Magnoliopsida; Asparagales; Asparagaceae. The coding region runs from base 122 to 2245 and encodes 707 amino acids.